AUGAGUCGCAAAUCUUCCGGAGCGUUGAGCUCCAUGGCACUGUGUUCGUCUCCACCGCCGCGCAAGUACAACUCUCCUCCACGAUAUGGACACAAGAAUUCUCAUGGUGUGAACAAAUCCCCUCCCCCUCCUCCUCCUUCCACAAGCUCUCCGCCCCCUCCACUGUACAAGUCUUCGCCUCCUCCUCCAGUGCUGAAGUCGCCGCUUCCUCCUGUGUACAAGUCACCUCCUCCGCCUGCAUACAAAUCAUCUCCACCUCCUCCACUGAACAAGUCUUCUCCUCCAUAUGUGAAGAGCUCCCCUCCUCUUUCUCCAGUGUACAAGUCUCCUCCCCCUCCAUAUGUGAAGAGUUCACCUCCUCCCCCUGUCUACAAGUCUCCACCUCCUCCAUCUUAUGAGAAGAAAUCCCCGCCUACUCCAGUGCCCAAGUCAUCUCCUCCACCGUACGUGAAGUCGUCACCACCAACUUAUUGA
This is a messenger RNA of Physcomitrium patens, 474 nucleotides long. The record is from RefSeq and is a predicted model, not a curated record. Lineage: Eukaryota; Viridiplantae; Streptophyta; Bryopsida; Funariales; Funariaceae.